AUGAGAGGUACAAAAGCAAGAAGUCCAGGCAAAACUCUGUUCAGUGUAUGUUUUUGUAACGUUGUCUUUUAUUUUCUGGAAAAUAUAGUAAGUAACAAGUGUUGUAUUUUUCUAGAGCGACAGAGGUGUGCCCUUUGGAUUAAAAAACUAUGUGAACCUUCAGGAGCAGGCACAGGGAUAAUGGGUAGGAAGAAUCGGAAUCUGUAUGCAAAACUAUUAAUACAUAUGCUUAAACGAGGAAUUUUAGAAGGUCCUUUUACAUAUCGACCUGAACCAGGGACAUUGAAAACUUUGCCGUCUUACAUGUCCAUCUAUUUUGAUGAGCCAAAUUUAGCAAGAGGAAAAUGUUCAAAUCCAGAGAGAUUACCAGACUGGGUAAAGAGUGAAUUGAGGCCAAGUGAAUGUCAAUUAGGUGAAUCAUGGAGACUUUCAUCUGAUGAAGAUGCUUCAUUUAUGCAAUCACCAACAGUUGCACAAAGCAGUAAACAGCGAUGCACUGGGCAGCUGCGAAUGAGAUCACAUUCUGUGAGUCCAGUACACAGAUCAGAGGAAGAAAAUCUUGCCACACAUAUUUCUAAGAAUUAUUCCAAAAAACCUUCAGUAUCUGUGGAUGACAGUGAACUUGAAGCUCGUCUUAAUAGUUGGAACCUUGGGAUAGAAAAUCCAAGAUAUCUACGAGAGAAGCCCAUUCCAGUGUCUUUGCAGAUGACUUCCAAAUCAAGUCUGGGAAAAGGCAGCAGUCUCCGAGAUGAACAGUUGCUCCAUCUAAUACAUAAAAAAGAGUUGCAAAUGAAAACAAAAAUAUUAGAAGGUAAAUUUCAUGAGGAGAAGCUUAAAUUACAACAGAAACACGAUGCUGAUGUUCAGAAGAUUUUAGAAAGAAAGAACAAUGAAAUAGAAGAAUUGAAAACUUUAUAUAAAACUAAACAAAAUGAGACUGAAGAUACAAUUAGAAAUCUCGAGAAAAAAGUCCAGACUCUUAUUCGUGAUUCUCAAGUGAUUAGAGAGACUAAAGAAAAUCAGAUUGUAGAAUUAAAAAAAUUAUGUGAACAAAGCACAGAAUGCUUGAACAAUGAUUGGGAGAAAAAGCUUCACAAUGUGGUUGCAGAGAUGGAAAGAGAAAAAUUUGACCUUCAAAAGAAACAUACAGAAAAUAUUCAAGAACUGCUUGAGGACACAAAUAUACGCCUUAGUAAAAUGGAGGAGGAAUACAUGGCACAAACAAAAGCCACGAACCUAAUGGUAAAAGAGUUGGAGGCCCGUGUCCAACAGCUCACUGGAGAAGCUGAAAAUAGCAAUUUACAGUGGCAAAAAUUAAGUCAGGAAAAAACUGAAUUGGAAAAAUACUACCAGAUGAAAUGCUAUGAACUGCAAGAAAUGAAAGCAAGGAACAACUCACUUCAUAAAGAAAAGGAUGAUAUUGCACAAGAUUAUGAACAAAGUAUAAAACUAUUACAAGCCAGGUGUGAUUCAGAUAUCCAGCUUAUGAAAGAAGAAUAUGCUGUGUCUUCUGCUAAGGCAUCUGAAAUGACUGAGAAGUUGGAAAAUAAUAUAUGUCAAUUAAAACAGCAGCUACAGAAAUUGGAACAUCAAAGACAACAACAACUAAAGGAGCAAGAAAAUGAAUUCCAGCAGGAAAAAUUUCAAUUAGAUCUCAAUUAUGAAAAAAAGGUUCAAGGCUUCCAGAUUGAACUUGAUAAAGAGAAAGGAGAUUCUCAGAAGAAAAUUCGUAAAUUGGAGGAGGCUUUGAGGGAAAAGGAGGAACAGCUGACUCGGGUGACAGAGAUACAAAGGCUACAAGCCCAGCAGGCAGAUGCUGCCCUUGAGGAAUUUAAGCGGCAGGUCGAGCUAAACUCUGAGAAAGUCUAUGCUGAAAUGAAACAACAGAUGGAAAAAGUGGAGACAGAUUUAACUAGAUCCAAAUCUCUUCGUGAGAAACAAGCUAAAGAGUUUUUAUGGCAGUUAGAAGAUAUCAAGAAAAGAUAUGAACAGCAGGAAUGCCAGACCCAACUGUGCUGCAGAGAUGUGAUCCUGCGCAAGAAGGAACCAGUACGUCUGAUGAAUAUAGAAGUAGAGGAACAGGGACACUGCUGGCUGCAGGUUAUUUCUGAUAUGGAGGCUCAAGUUCACAAAUUGAGAGAAGAGUUGAUUCAAGUAAACUCUCAAAGGAAACAGCAGCUUGUAGAGCUUGGACUUCUUCGGGAAGAAGAAAAACAACGAACAGCAAGAGACCAUGAGACCAUUGUGAACAAAUUGAAAGCUGACUCAGAAAAAAUGAAGUUAGAAUUGAAAAUGACACAUGCAGCUGAAACAGAGUUAACACUGGAAAAGGCCAAUAGCAGGUUGAAGCAGAUUGAGAAGGAAUAUAGUCAGAAGUUUGCUAAAUCCUCACAGAUCAUAGCUGAACUUCAAACAACAAUUACCUCUUUGAAGGAAGAAAGCAGCCGCCAGCAAAUGGCAGCUGAAAGGCGACUCCAAGAAGUGAUAAAGAAGUUUGAAGAGGAAAAGAAGCAAUUGAUUAGGGAUAAUGACAGAACAAUCAAGGCUUUACAAGAUGAGCUGGAAAGCCGAAGCAUUCAGAUACGUUCUACAGAGAAAAAGCUACAGCAUCGGGAGAUGGAAUCUCAGGAACAGCUAACAUAUAUACGGCAAGAAUAUGAAACAAAACUCAAAGGUCUGAUGCCAGCAUCUCUAAGACAAGAGCUUGAAGACACCAUUUGCUCAUUAAAAUCCCAGGUUAACUUUCUGCAAAAAAGGGCAUCCAUACUUCAAGAGGAAUUGUCAGCAUACCAAAACAGAAGAUAACUGAAGGAGAAAAUAACAGUUGCUGCAGUUGCUCAGUUCUCCUAAUGGACUUCUUUCAGCAGGUUUGAAGAUUUGGAUAUUGUAAAUUAAUCUGAGAUCAGUGAAUAAUUUUAUGAGUAAAAAGAAUGUAACUGAUCAUAAAAUGACAUUCAUCAUUCACAUUAUGAAUUUUUUGUCUUUUUUGUGUUUAUCUGAAUAAUUAUUUUCAUUUUUAAAUUUCUGAUUGUCAUAUUUCACUUGUGUGUUGAGUGUGUGCUAAAUAUUACUUACACUGAAAAGUAAAAGUAUUUCUAGUUCUAUAUCUCAUUAUUGCUUUCUAGAGUUUUACUUACUACGUAUAAGAAAAAUCAUGUUCAUAUUACUUGUUCUCAAUUUUUAAAGCAUUUCUACAUUGUUUUCUGUUCAUGUAAUAUUAAAAUAUCCCUUUGUACCUUUCCAA
Molecule: messenger RNA, 3244 nt
Organism: Antechinus flavipes (yellow-footed antechinus)
Lineage: Eukaryota; Metazoa; Chordata; Mammalia; Dasyuromorphia; Dasyuridae
Gene: CEP112
Product: centrosomal protein 112
Exons: 26
Coding region: 1-2805 (934 amino acids)
Source: RefSeq, a predicted model, not a curated record